Molecule: messenger RNA, 8824 nt
Organism: Mus musculus (house mouse)
Lineage: Eukaryota; Metazoa; Chordata; Mammalia; Rodentia; Muridae
Product: predicted gene 14393
Exons: 4
Coding region: 4762-5229 (155 amino acids)
Source: RefSeq, a predicted model, not a curated record
GCCAGAUCAUCUCCUGCGGUGCCGUCGGUGUGGGGAAAAGAGGGGAGUGGGAGAGAACUCGCUUCUGGUCAGAGAUCCAUUGCCCUGGGCAGGCAGGAGCGGGAGGACUGCAGGACGCUUUCCACAUGGCCCCGGGUGGCUGUCUGGCCGUGGGAAGGCACGGACCCAACUCGGUGGGUGGUGGAAAAGGGCAGCUCUAGGCACCGGGUUCCCAGUCUCCAGCAUCCCACGCUGGAUACCCCGGAAGAGCUUAGGACAGAAUGGGGUCCCCGGGGUGGCACUGGGCUUCGGGGCCAAAGGGAGGAGAAGUCGGGGAGAGCGGGCGCUGAAUGGUUCCCACGCGAGCGAGCGUCCUUGGUCAGGUCCGGGGCUGGAGCACAGGAUGGCCUUCUGGCGGGAGGUUUUCUUUUUAAUUUUUGUUACUGUGUGAAUUUGAUUGCAGUUUGGCUGCAGGGCUUCCCAAGUAUGAAGCAGAGAUGGCUGCACUGGACAUUGCCUGUAUAAUUUAAUAAUGUUCUUUAAUUGCAAAGAAAGGCUCUGUGCCUUUAAAAAGGAAAAUAAGUGGAGUCUGGAAAAUUUUAGUGAAUGCAAAUUUCCCAGACUAGAGCUCUGUCUGCAACUGUGGUGGAAUUGCUGAGCCAGGAAAGCUUCAGCUGUCUGAAUCAUUUGCUCUGUGAUCUUACAGUGGAGGAGCUGCUGUUGUCUGAGUCCCAGCUGUGUUUUCCAGGCUAAUGAGGGACUCUGUCCAUGCCUUUCUAUCAGGAACCCUAGUGGAAGGUAGCUUGGGGUUCUUUAUGGGAGUCUCUUCAGAGCCAUCUGUUGCAAACUGUGAAGAAGGCCAAAAGCCAUGUCAUGGUGAUUGUAAUUGUCUCCUUUGCCAGGCCAGGAGGAGCAAGUUUACUGAGUUAUCUGAGUCAGAUCUGCUGGUUCCAAGGACUGUGGUUCUGUUGGUCCAUGUGGUGAUCAUAGCAGAGGCCCUUGUCUUUGCCCCUUCCUGAGUGUGGAUUAAUGGGGGUGUGGGAAGCUCAGUAGCCCUAGUAGCUUGUGGGCUUGGGUACCAAAGGUUUUCCAUGGAGAUCUCUUGCCAGCCUUGGUUCUAGGGUUCCAGCAAAUAGAAAGGAAUGCAGGCAGGGAGGGGAAGUUGCAAACCUGCUUUUGCAGUGCCAGUCAACUCCACCUCCAUCUCUGCUGUGCCAUGCAGUAAUUCUGUGCCACCCUGCACUGAGUAGGGUCCCCAAGUGCACUGGGGGCUUGGUCAGUAAUGGUUUUUUUUAGAUACUUGGCAGUUCCCUUGUGCAGGGUUGUUUUAUUAGACUUCUCCUGAAUUUGUCCCAGUGUAUUCUAGCUUCUGCAAACUUCAUAGAGGUCUCCAUUUCUUUCCACUUAUCCCUGUAAGUAGGAUACAAGAUGCUACUCUUCUUCUUUUUUUUUUUUUUUUUUUGGAUUUUUUUUUGAGACAGGGUUUCUCUGUGUAGCUCUGGCUGUCCUGGAACUCACUUUGUAGACCAGGCUCGCCUCGAACUCAGAAAUCCGCCUGCGUCUGCCUCCCAAGUGCUGGGGUUAAAGGCGUGCGCCACCACACCGGACUGAUGCUACUCUUUAAAAGUUUUCUUGGCAUAAGACAUAGCUUGUGUAAGCUCUCCCUACUGCAGCUGUUGUAAAUUCUACCUUCUACUUUUGCUAUUUUUCUCAUCUCCUGCGACCUCCAACUCAGGAACCCAUCUCUGAGAAAUGGCUUGCUAUUUCAGGGCUCUGAGGCACUUAAUAAAUGUUCUGGGGGUCUUUGCUUUGUAUAUCUCCUAGCUGUCUUAAGUAGGACUUGUAAUCUCCAGUCCAUAUUGAAAUUGUUCAAAAUAACCUGGGGACUGAACAGGAAAUAAACUUAUGGAUGAGAGCAUGUGUGGAAUCCAAUACCUGUUUUUGCCUGGAUGGUCUUUGAGCAUUAGCCGCAGCUGAAUCCAUGCUGCCAUUAAGAAAAUUUUCCUAAUUAAUAUUUUAGUUGUAUAUGGAGUAUUUCUUUCUGGGAUGACAUGUUAAUUCUGGGAGAGCUGUCUCUUCUUCCCGUCAUAAAGAUGUGUCUAAGACAAGCUAUGUUGACUCAGGAAGCCUUGAUCCUGGUCUGCUGCUCCCCAGGGCAAUGACCUUGCUUUCCUCUUGAUAUAAAUUCCUAAAUUCUUGAUUUAAAGAAUGUAGCAAAGUAGUGUUUUAUAGUUGCUCAUUUGAGUCAUAUAAUGAACUAUUCAUUUUUUCCACCUUCAGUAGAGAACAGGAGCAAUGGUUUACUGUUAUCUCUGUCAGGUGAAACAGGGCGGGAAAUAGCUUGAUCAUAGAUAAAACCAUAAGAGAAUCUGCUCCAGGUGUCACCCUUCUAGAGAAGGAUAAGAGUCAGGCAGGGUGAAUAAUUUUGUAAUUUAACAGCAUGUAUUAAAUAAUGCAUGAUAUUAAAUAAAACUAGAUUUGUGGGUGCUUAGUUUGUGCAGGUUAGCUUGAGCCAGUGAUAAUGAAUUUCUGUUUUAGGAUCUAUACUAUAUAGAUAGAAUGUAUCAGAAAUGUAAAACACAUUCCAUUAGGUGUAGCUGUGUGUGUCAGAUUAUAGAUCUCAGUAGUUAACAAAGCACAUAGGAGCAAGGUCAAGCACUAUCUUAUUAAUGCCAUUCCUUCUACCAAGAAAGGCCUGAUCUUUUUCAAAUCAGUACAGUGAUAUAUAUUUUCCCAACAUAGGUGUGGGUUUGUUGUUGUUAUUUUUGUUUUACCUACCGACUGAGGACAAUGUGCUGAUUAACAAGAGUGCUCCACAGUGUCUGACAUGUGUCCUGCUUUGCUCUGAGCCUUGUCUCAUAGCCAUUAGGUAGAAAGUGCUUGCGGUUUACUUGAACCCAGCCUGAAGUCACAAAACAAAGUUUGUGUCCAAAAAUCCCUCUUCAGUUGCUAAUAUUCUGGCACUGACCAUCUGUGGACAGUUUGGUAACUCCAGUGUCAGCUGAUUAAUGGGAUAUGCAAGCUAUCCAGCUUGAUUCCAGGAGGAAGAAGGGAAAUUGCCUCCUGAGUCCUUUCAUUGGAGCUCAGGCAAGCUCCAAAGCAGUGAACCCAGGGUCACUGACCAGAAAGGUGGAGAGGCAGGCAGGUGAGCAGCAGGGAUCAGGAAUCUUAGCCCCUCCCAAGGGUUUGGCGGGAGAACAGACAGGUAGGCUAUUGGAGGAGCACACUCUAACCCUAAGGGUGGUGCUCAUGUCACUCAAGAUUCAAUAGCCAAUCAGAACCUCCACAUGGAGCUGCUAGUUAGAAGAGGCAGUGACUUCCAGGUACCAAGCCUGCAAGUUUCUCUAAGGUCUUCCCAGAGGCAGGAUGGUAAGCAUCAGCCAGACAGAUGGGGCCACCUGUGAGGUAUUUUGUGGACCUAGUCUCUCCUUUUGGACCAGGGUGUGGCCUCUGAGUAACUUUAUUAUAAGCCUGCAUCUGGACAAAACCUUUGUGGCAGGGGUUUGUGUGUGGAAAUACACUUGGCAGGAUGAGAACCAGAGGAACAGCUUACUGUGUACACUGUCAGGUAAAACAGUGCAGACAAGAGCUAGGUCACAGACCAAAGGAAAGGGGAGUAUGCUGCAGGGGUCACUCUUAUGGAGAAGGGCCUGAUUAGGGCAGUGAGAAUGAUUUUGUAAUUUCACAGAUUGUAUUAAUUAUGCAUGGACGUAUAUAAAACUAGAUUCGUGGGUGUUUAAUUUGGGCAGGUUAGCUUGAACCAGUGGGUAAUGAAUUCCCAUUUUAGGAUCUGUAUUAUGAGAUAUGUGCAAUCCUUGGGUGACAUGUUUAAGUGAGCCCACAAAUAUUAAACACAUGACAUUAUCUGUAGCUGUGUGUGUCACAUUGUAGACAUCAGUAGUUAACAAAGCACUUAGGGGCAAGGUCAAACACUAUCUUGUUGAUGCCAUUCCUUCUACCAAGAAGGGCCUGAUCUUUUUCAAAUCAGUACAGUGAUAUAUUUUACUAAUAUAGGUGUAGGUUUGUUGUUGUUAUGUUUGUUUUACCAACCCAGUGAGGACAAUUGUUCUAAUUAAUGCACUGAGUGCUCCACAGUGUCAUGUGUCCUGCUUUGCUCUGAGCCUUGUCUCAUAGCCAUUAGGUAGAAAGUACUUGCAAUUUACCUGAACCCAGCCUGAAGCCACAAAACAAAAUCUUAUAUCCUAAAAUCCCUCUUCAGUUGCUAAUAUUCUGGCACUGACCACCUGUGGACAGUUUGGUAACUCCAGUGUCAGCUGAUUGAUGGGGUAUGCAAGCUAUCCAGCUUGAUUCCAGGAGGAAGAAGGGGAAAUGUCUCCUGAGUGCUGGAUUUGGAGCUCAGGCAAGCUCCAAACUUUCAAAGCAGUGAACCCAGGGUCACUGACCAGAAAGGUGGAGAGGCAGGCAGGUAAGCAGCAGGGAUCAGGAAUCUUAGCCCCUCCCAAGGGCUUGGCGGGAGAACAGACAGGUAGGCUAUUGGAGGAGACACACUAGUGCUACUGAACUGGAAAUCUGCAGAUAUGGAAAAGGAUUGGCCCAGGCUGGAACCAUUGUGCUGUGUCCCUACAGACACUCUGACCCUAAGCAUGGUCCUCAAGUCACUCAAGACUCAAUGGCCAAUCAAAACCUCCACAUGGAGUUGCCAGGCAGAAGAGGAGGUGACUCUUCCAGGAUUUAGUCACCUAUGAUGACGUGCAUGUCAACUUCACUCAGGAAGAAUGGGCUUUGCUGGAUCCUUCUCAGAAGAGUCUCUACAAAGGUGUGAUGCUAGAGACCUAUAGGAAUCUCACAGCUAUAGGUUACAUUUGGGAAGAACAUACAAUUGAAGACCAUUUCCAAACUUCUAGAAGUCAUGGAAGGCGUGAAAGAAGUUGUACUGCAGAGCAACCCUCUGAGUUUAUUCAAUGUGGUAAAGCCUUUGCAUAUGAGAGUUGUAGUCAAAGGCAUCAAAUUAAACAUAAUGGAGAGAAACACCAUGACUGUAACCAAUGUGGUAAAGCUUUUAAAAGAAGGAGUGACCUCCAAAUACAUAAGCGAACACAUACAGGAGAGAAACCCUAUGAAUGUAACCAAUGUGGAAAAGCCUUUGCAAGAAGUGAUGACCUCCAAAAACAUAAACGAACACAUACAGGAGAGAAACCCUAUGAAUGUAAACAAUGUGGUAAAGCCUUUGCAGGAAGCAGUGGUCUCCAAUGUCAUAAAAGAUCACAUACAGGAGAGACACCAUAUUAAUGUAACCAAGGUGGUAAUCCCUUUGCAGGAAACAGUCGUCUUGAAUAUCAUAAUCAAACACAUACAGCUGAAAAACCCAGGAAUGUAACCAAUGUGGUAAAGCCUUUGCAGGAAGGAUUGACCUUUAAAGAGAAAAGACCAUACAGGAGAGAAACUCUAUGAAGGUAUCUAAUGUUAUAAAGCCUUUGCAGCAAGCAUUGAUCUCCAAGUACAUAAAUGAACACAUACCAGAGAGGAACCUUUUAAAUGUAACCAAUGUGGUAAAGCUUUUUCGAAAAACAAUAGUCUUUACACACAUAAAAGCACAUAUAGUUGAGAGAAAUGCUUUGAUUUUAACCAAUGUGGUUAAACAUUUUCAAAAAGCAGUCAUCAACAAAAUCAUAAAAGAACACGUAUAGGAGAGAGAUUUUUGAAUGCUCGCAAUGGUGCUUUUACACCUUUUUCAUGAAGCAGUGGCCUCCAAAUAUAUAAAGGAACACAUACAAGGGAGAAACCCUAUGAAUAUUGGCAAUGUUUUAAAGCACUUCUACAUCACAAUCAUCUUCAAAUCCAUAAAGAGCAUGAGGUGGAGAGAAAUCCUCUGAACAACACUAAUUAGGUAAAGCAAUUGUACAAAAGAGUCAUCUCCCAACACAAACGUAUACACACAGGAUAGAAACCCUAUGAAUAUAAGCAGUGUGGUAAACAUUUUAUAAGUCACAGUAGUCCCUAGGUAAAUAAAAGGAAACACAGUUGAGAGAAACCCUAUGAAAGUUAUCAAAUGAACAAAGCCUUGUGCAUUAAAAUCUUCAAAUACAUAAAAGAAGACAUAGAGGUGAGAAACCCUAUGUCUGCAAGCCAUGUGGUAUUGCUUUCACUUGUCAGUCAUAUUCAAAGACACAAAAGAAAAUAUAAUGUAGACAAAAUGCUGAGUGUAUUUAAUAUGGUGAAGAUUUUUGAAUACUUCUAGAGUCUUCACAAUGAAACAAUCUAUACUGCAAAGAAAUUUAGGAAUAUAAUAUGGUGAAACCUUUUCAGAUUUCCCAAAUUUCAUCAUUAUGAACGAGAAACCCAUGAAUGCAUUCAAUAUGGGGAAGCCUCUAAACAUUUUAAAUUCUUCAUCAUCAUGAAAUUAAUCAUACAAAGGAGAAUAAGGGGAUACAAGGCAUGUUUCUUAUUGUCUUGAUUGAGUGACAGUCCUGACAUCCUUUGGUGAUAAAUAUAAAUGUAGAAAGUGUGAGCUGGAUUAAACCCUUUCCUCCCCAACUGCUUCUUGGUCAUGAUGUUUAUGCAGGAAUAGAAACCCUGACUAAGACAAAUUGGUAUCAGGGGUGGGGUAUUUUUGUGACAACCUGACCAUGUUUUGGGAGGACUGUCAAAGGACUUUGGAACUUUGGGCCAGAAGAUCCAUUCGGUGUUAAGAACUCUGUGGGAUGUUGUGUAGGAGCUUGGAAGAAAAUGUUGAGAGCAGUGCAGAAGAUUAAAUCCUGGCUUGUAAAAUUUCACAGGGAAAAUUAAAGACUUUUGAGGGCCAUUGCUAUUUUGGAUUGUGAAGAUCUGUGGUUCUGGAUAGCUAGGGCUGAAGAAUCAGCUGUGAUGAACAAGAUAACAGAACUACUAGAGUGAAAACUUUGUAUUACUGGGACUAUUGAUGCUGUUUAGUUGGAGCUAAGAAAUUAGCAGUGAUUAAAAAGAAACCAGCAUCAUUGAGAUGGCACUAUAUGGGAAGUGUUUUCUGAGAGCACAGAGGCACUGUUAUAAAGAUAGUCAAGGUUGUAUCUUGUGCUGUGGCUGGACUUGGUAACGUGUAAGAGGUACCCAGAUGGUACUGGUUUUGAAAGCAUAAAAGGAUCAUGCAGAGCAGCUGAAGCCCAGCACUGUGAGAGACCAUGGAAGGCCAUUGGUGAAGGUGCAGCCUCAGGUGCAAUUGAUGGCCCAGUGCUGAAGAGAUCAUGCAGUGUUUUGGAGUUUUCACGUCCAUGAAUGACCAAGAACAGCAGCAACAGUAAAGUACAGGCAUCUGGAGCCUAGAGGACAAGCUGUGUGCCACAAAGGACAGGGCUGGAGAAGUGACCCAAGCCCUUGGAGGAGCCCAAAGGAUCGUGAGUUGGAUCCCAUACUUUGGAUAGUUGGAGUUUAAUUUUGGAUUUUGAUUGUGACUGUGCGCUAAUGUUUUUCCCUCUUGAAGGGAGAAUAUACUUUAGUGGAUUCCACAGUUAAGAGACUUUUAAUUGUAAAAGGCUUUGGAUUUUAAAGGCUAUUAGAUAUUUUUAAGGGAUUGAACUUUUAAUAUGUAAAGACUGUGGGACUUUCAAAGUUGUGUAUAUCUUGGGGAUGAAUAAGAAACUAAGGUUUGAGGAUUACUAGUGAUGUGUUUGUGUGUCAAGUUGACAAGGUGUCAAUUGUACUGGCUAGUUUUGUGUCAACUUGACACAAGCUGAAGUUAUACAGAGAAAGGAGCUUCAGUUGGGGAAAUACCCCCAUGAGAUCUAGCUGUCAGACAUUUUCUCAAUUUGUGAUCAAGGGAAUAGGCCCCUUGUGGGUGGGACCAUCUCUCUGUGCUGGUAGUCUUGGGUUCUAUAAGAGAGCAGUCUGAGCAAGCCAGGGGAAGCAAGCCAAUAAAGAAACAUCCCUCCAUGUCCUCUGCAUCAGCUCCUGCCACUUGACCUGCUUGAGUUCCAGUACUGACUUCCUUGGUGACGAACAGCAAGCAGUAUGAAAGGAUAAGCUGAAUAAACCCUUUCCUCCCCAACUUGCUUCUUGGUCAUGAUGUUUGUGCAGGAAUAGAAACCCUGAAUAAGACAACGGGUAUAAGGUCUGGAUUGUAAAAAAAGACAUCAGACAAUAAAGAAAUGAAGAAAUAAAAUUAUGGCCUGGUGAGAUGGCUCAGUGGGUAAGAGCACCCUACUGCUCUUCCGAAGGUCUGGAGUUCAAAUUCCAGCAACUACAUGGUUGCUCACAACCAUCCGUAUCGAGAUCUGACUCCCUCUUCUGGAGUGUCUGAAGACAGCUACAGUGUACUUACACAUAAUAAAUAAGCAAAUAAAUCUUUAUAAAAAAGGGAAAAAAAGAAAUAAAAUUAUUUUUAAAAAAAGGAUGGACAGACAGAAACAUACCUUCCAAAUUAUAGCUUCAUUUUCACACCAAUCAGGAUUUAGGGAUAGGGGCUUAUGAAGUUUACAGUGUCAUCUGUUAUAUAUUAUGGGUGUUAUAGUUUAACCAAUCAUAUGGAUUUGUUCUUUGGUGGUAAAGUACAGGUCUUAUGUUUUGAGGAGCACAAUGAAAAGCAGAAAGCAUUAUUAGAGACAGUCAUUAUGUUUUCAAGAAGAGAAUAUGUGUAAAGUGAGGUUGGAUCUCCACAAGACCUCAUGCCUGGAAACUUGAACUUAGAGUCACCAUAUGAGUAAAUGCAGGGUAAUAACAAAAAAGGCAAUACUUAGGGCCUGGUGUUUGUUUUGUUUUGGUUUUUCUGCUUAUUCCCAAUUGUGUAUUGGUUCUCAUGCUACUCCUGUUAAAUUGUUCAAAUUGAUAAGCCCAUAUUGGGACACUGAGAUUCCCUGCCCCAAGCUGAUUGUAAAUGGGUAACAAAAGUGCCAACAGCCAAUGGCUAGGCAGG